GGCGGGACUGUUACUGACUUAUGUAAACGGAAACUAGUGCCGCGCUGUUGUCAGUACGAAUGUAUCUACGGGCUUGUAUUGUAAUGAAACUAUGAAGUGCUGUCUCGCUUUAAUUCCCUUAACGCUGGCUGCGUGCUGUUAUGCAGACUUUGCGCCACCGAUCGUCAAAGUCAGUUUGGACGAGCCACCGAAAGAAAGAUGGGCACCGUUGAUCAAAGUGAUCGACGUGAGCUAUUUCAGAAAGAUUGCGUCUCUGAUUAUUGAGUCAAUUGUGCCAAAAUGGGUACAUCAAGCCAUCAAACCUGUGGUAGAAGCCUUGGAAGAUUACAUACCACAGCACUAUGCAGGAGAAAUCCAGGGACUGGCCUCCCUGUCCGGAGUUGACAUCACUGACAUCAUCCUCCUGAACUUCGCCUAUGAAAUCACAGCGUUUUGCACGAGUAUUGUCGCACAGGAUACAAAUGGCCGUAUCUACCAUGGGAGGAACAUGGACUACCCAUUUGUGGAGAUUCUGAGAAAUCUUACAGUUGAUAUUCUGUUUAUCAGAGAUGGAAAGGUGGCCUAUAGAGGGACCUCCUUUGCCGGCUAUGUUGGCCUGUGGACAGGACAAAGUGCAAAUAAUUUCACCAUCUCUGGAGAUGAACGUGAUGCUGGGUUUUGGUGGGAGAAUGUCAUCUCAGCCUUCAUACUGAAAAGCACACCGGCCAGCUGGCUCAUGAGAGAGACCCUGGCAGAGGCAGCAAGCUACCAGAAUGCCUUGGAGAGCUUGUCUAAGGUGCCCAUCAUCAGCGAUGUCUACUACAUCGUGGGCGGUGUGCAGCCGGGGGAGGGCGCUGUGGUGACCAGGGACCGCUUGGGAUCAGCAGACGUGUGGAGUCUUGAUCCUCCCCAUGGGCAGUGGUUCAGGGUCGAGACCAACUAUGAUCACUGGAAUCCCCCACCACAUGGAGAUGACCGUAGAACACCAACCAUCAAGGCAUUAAAUGCUACUGGUCAGGAGAACAUUAAUUUGGAUUCACUUUUUAAGGUGUUGUCAGCAAAUCCAACAUGCAAUAGGAUAACGGUUUACACAACAGUGAUGAGCGCUGGAACUCCUGAGAAUUAUCGUACCGUAAUGAGAGAGAAAUGCAACUUGGAGUGAAUAUCUGGCCCAGAAGCAUAAAUACUCAGGAGACCGUCAGUGUUUGGAUAGGAAUUAUGUGCUUGUAAGCAAUGUAUUAACCCUCAGUUGACCAAUCAGAAUGCCUGAUUUUUUUCUUCUUUCAUUUUAUUCAUGCGCAUUUUGUUAUAGAUCAAAACUGUUAACUUUUAAAUAUAAAGUCUUAGAUCCACAUAUAUGAUAUUUUAAAGCUUGUAAAUAACUCAUGGUUUACAACACUGCAAAUGCCUAUAAAAAUAAUGUUUUAUGCUAAUAAAAUUGAUAUCACAUGUGGUUACACUA
Messenger RNA from Brienomyrus brachyistius, 1441 nucleotides. RefSeq names its product N-acylethanolamine-hydrolyzing acid amidase-like. Gene Ontology annotation, molecular function: fatty acid amide hydrolase activity. The transcript is spliced from 11 exons. Gene Ontology annotation, cellular component: lysosome. The record is from RefSeq and is a predicted model, not a curated record. Bases 92 to 1141 code for a protein of 349 amino acids. Gene Ontology annotation, biological process: fatty acid metabolic process. Lineage: Eukaryota; Metazoa; Chordata; Actinopteri; Osteoglossiformes; Mormyridae.